Molecule: messenger RNA, 339 nt
Organism: Clunio marinus
Lineage: Eukaryota; Metazoa; Arthropoda; Insecta; Diptera; Chironomidae
Source: the annotation of a GenBank genome assembly
AUGAUGAUGAACAUAGAAGCGACAAAAAAUUUCGACUCCACUCUUCCAUUACGGGGCAAAACAAAACAAUGGCACUUGAACAAUCAACCUCGCUCAGCUAAGCUUGGCUACAUCCUACACAGCAAAUCGAUUCUGAAAUUGUGUUCUACGCCCGAAAUGAAGAAAUGGAAGCUUUCAUUUGGUUGGGAAAAUAAAGCGAAUGUCAAAGUUUGGUGGUGGGUGUUCAAAGAACAAACAAAGCAGCGAGACAAGGACGAAAGAUACUUCCAGGAUUUUUCAUAUGAUUUUGAUCGGCUUGUCCUAGAACAGCGACAACAAAAGCUGACACCAAUAGUGUAG